GAAUGUUCUCACAUAAUCUACGUAACGCUAUUGGAAAACAUGGGAAAACAGCAUCUGUGCAGCAAUACAAGGAGGCAGGAAAAGUGAGCGCUGUGCGAUCAUGCGUGUCAGGACUUGGGAGGUGGACGAUUCCCAUCAUGGAAGGCCUCCUCAGUAGUUGCUUGAGUGUCGUGGAAGGUAGUUGUGCAUUUCGGCGUUCCUCGUUCCCGUCACUAAUCGAUUCCUUGAAGACUUUUAAACAAAUUUUCCACGGGACUAUUUAAAUUGCAUUUUUUUUAAACUGCCGAAAGAAACUGGAAUGUGCUUAAAAUGGAACUUAAAGGUUGAUCGAAAACUACUGACGGGCGAACUAAUAGAAGACAAGGAAACCUAAGACAAGGACAUAAUAAAACCUUCGGAAACUCAGAAGAGUUCAAAAGAAGCACUUUCUACGUGAACAACUCAUGUUAAAACGCACAAGUGACAGAUUUAAGGACUCGUGGAAAUGCCCAGUCUUUGGAUGAUACUGAACUGAGCUUCCACGUCAAGCUGCUUACUUUGUCAUCAUAGAAAGUACCACUGGGAGAGAAGAAAAUAUUGUGGGGAGUGAAAAGCACAGUUUUACACCAAAGCUAGGGAAUAAGGCUGCCUCUCACUCACACAAGUAACAUUAUGUGAGGGUUCAAGAUUUAAGAAGAGCAGAUGUGUGCAUUUCGAAAAAGGGACAGCCUUCCUUAAUAGAUACUUCAGUAUAUCGAGAAUUAACGAAAAAUCAAAGUGAUGAAGAACGACUGUAAUAGCAUAUAUUUAUAUUUUCCCAUUCUCUUAGAACGCGUAAUGUUUUAUAGAAUACUCAAGAGUUAAUUUCUUUUUAUAAAAUCAGAUAGAGUAAAAAUCAUGUGUCACUGUCACAAAUGGUGCAGCUUUAUGGUGCUGAUAAGUCUGCUGGUUGGAUUAAAACGCGCUCAUCAAGAUGACUACGCUUCACUGAGACCAAAGAAGAAAGAUGGGCUUUCAGGAUUACCAGAUUUUCAAACUGAAGGACCCUUUAAUAGCACAGAAAUGAUUUACAACCAAACUGACGAUGAAUCUCUCGAGGAAGAGGAGGAACUGCGCCACUCUGAGACAUCAUUCACAGGGAGAAAUGAUGGCCAGACCUCUGCAGCAAGAAACGAAAGCAAUCUGUGUGAAUGCAGCUCGUUGGACAUCAGAUUACCCCAGAUUAAGGACAACGUGAAAGAGGGACCUGAAGGUAAAGAAUGGGGAACCAAUAGCGAGUUGUGGAGGGAAUGCCCUAGGCUUCACGUUUCGCCAAUAGUCCAGGAAGGCUUCCAGCGCGCUGUUUCUCUUGGCAUACAGCGCUGUGCUGAGCUGUGGUGUUACCACGUCCAGGCCAGCGUGACACGCCAGCACCUUGGAGGAACAUACCACACCAUUGAACUGGGCUACAUCGCCGAGGAAGAUCACCAGUGCUUCCUAAACAUCACUCGGAUGGUGAUCUUGCAUCACUCGUGGCCCAUGUGCGCCAGCGACUUCAUUUGUGCCACGAACCACUCCAUUUUUGAGAUGUCUGCUUCAGACUGCAUGCCUCGGCAUUGCUUGGCUGCUGAGAGCGUCGUGCUCAUCUUCAUGGUUCUGGUGUCUGUCUGUAUUGUGGUCAUGAGCGUCGUUAUAAUGGUGGUCAUAGUUCUGUGCCCCCAGUUUCACAAGCCCAAGUAUUACCUGAGAUUGUCUCUAGCUGCAACUGACUUCAUCAUAGGCAUUGUAGUCUGUGGUCACGCUGCCUAUAAUCAGUGGGUGGGAUUGACAGAGGUGCCCCUCGAACGCUUUCCUCAUUAUGCCAACCUCAGGGAAAGCCAGUUGUUCAGACACGUGCCCAAUUGCUUAUGGGGCGUCUCGGACAUAUUCACACAGAUCAGUGGCUUCUUCGCAGCCUCCAAUAUGAUUAUUUCUUUGUACACUUUAUCCCUGAUGAGUCUGGAUCGCUAUCUCUUACUCACGAGGACCCACUAUCGUUCUCUGGUCACAUCUCGCAGGGUGACUGCAGCCCUGGUUGUUUCCUGGUGCUGUGGACUCAUCGUCCCUUCACUACACUUCGUCUACAGGCCACAAAAGCAGCACGAAUUGUGCAUCAACUAUGACACUUCACCCCUUGAUGUUCACAUCAUCAACAACGAGAGCAAAAUAGCGACGGCGGAUUACAAAGUGUAUCUUAAACAUGCCGUUCCUCUGGGUGUAACUCUGGUUGUAUUGGGCUUGCCCGUCAUGGCCAUGUUCUUCUUCUCCUUCAGAACCCUCAGGAAAUACAACUCCUACACGCGAGACCACUCCGUGCGCCAAGUGAAGUCGGCCCUCCAGCUGACCCAGAAUCACUGCUCCCUUUCCCGCCAAGUCAGCUCGACCAGUCUCUCGACCAUGGUGAACCUCAGCGCCGCCGCAUUGCCAAAUCCUCCUCCCCACUGCCUUGACAGGAAGAAGAAGCAGAAAUCUGGUUCCUCUGACGUGCCAGGUUACAAGCUCAAGUUCACGUUCAAGAAGAGCGACAAGGGAAGCAGCGACCGAGGCAAAUUCGUGUAUGACCAGGGAGUGAAUGUAAACAAAAUGUCCACAUCCACGUUCAUUGAAAGCUCCGUGGCGCCCACGGGACUCGGUAAUGGUGUCGUUGGUAACGGAGACUCCAGUGUUGAUUAUUCCCAAGUCCUUGAAAAAGAAGAAAGGGCUUCCAGAUGGAACUUACUAGCCUUGUUCUCACAAAAUUGCAAAUGGAAAAUGCCCAAACAUUCGCCAAGGACGCCAUCAAUAGGUAAGCAUUGGCUGCAAGAUUAG
This is a messenger RNA of Macrobrachium nipponense, 2805 nucleotides long. RefSeq lists its product as uncharacterized. Lineage: Eukaryota; Metazoa; Arthropoda; Malacostraca; Decapoda; Palaemonidae. Gene Ontology annotation, biological process: chemical synaptic transmission; adenylate cyclase-inhibiting serotonin receptor signaling pathway; G protein-coupled receptor signaling pathway, coupled to cyclic nucleotide second messenger. The record is from RefSeq and is a predicted model, not a curated record. Bases 877 to 2805 code for a protein of 642 amino acids. Gene Ontology annotation, cellular component: plasma membrane; dendrite. The transcript is spliced from 2 exons. Gene Ontology annotation, molecular function: G protein-coupled serotonin receptor activity; neurotransmitter receptor activity; serotonin binding.